GCGGGUCGAUUCCCAUGGCAGAUGUAUGAUACGAGAAGACUUUUUGGCAUUGUUAUACCCUGCAUAUUACUUAUUACGGUCAUAUUGGCUAUUUGUGUAAAGCGGAGGAUGAAAGAAGAUAACUCGCAAGGAAUGCCAAGAAAAGAACGUGUAAUAGCUAGUGGCACUACACCACAAGCAUUGAAAAGUCCAAAGUUACAAGUAUGUCCAUCGACUGGAGUAAAAGCUGAAGAGAAAACAGGAGCACAGGCGACAGAAAAGCUGCCAGAGGACAAGACUGCCUGUGAUGAAAAAACAGCUAUGGAAGGAACACGACCGGAUGCUGAAAAUAAGAAUGUGGAUAAAGGUUUCCCAGAGCGGAAGAUAGUUAGUAUUCUGAUCCCGCCCCCACCAGAAGAACGCCCAAAAAAUCCAGGAAAAUUUGAAGAACAGGAGCCGACAUCCAAUCUUAAGGUCAAAUACUUUAAUAUUUUGACCAUGGUUUUUUGCUUUGGCAGUUUGAAUGAUUAG
Molecule: messenger RNA, 510 nt
Organism: Strongylus vulgaris
Lineage: Eukaryota; Metazoa; Nematoda; Chromadorea; Rhabditida; Strongylidae
Source: the annotation of a GenBank genome assembly